AUGGCUGUAGGCGGAGCACAACAAAUGGAACUAGAUGAUGCGCAACAAUAUUCUGGUACUGCAGGUGCUUCUGGCAAAGAAAAGAAACGUUUUGAGGUGAAGAAAUGGAAUGCAGUGGCGUUAUGGGCUUGGGAUAUAGUUGUUGAUAAUUGUGCUAUUUGUCGGAAUCAUAUUAUGGACCUCUGUAUCGAAUGUCAAGCAAAUCAGGCUUCAGCAACUUCUGAAGAAUGUACUGUUGCAUGGGGUGUAUGCAACCAUGCAUUUCAUUUUCACUGUAUUUCACGUUGGCUUAAAACACGUCAAGUUUGUCCUCUUGAUAAUCGGGAAUGGGAGUUUCAGAAGUAUGGUCAUUGA
Messenger RNA from Brugia malayi, 354 nucleotides. RefSeq names its product hyperosmotic protein 21, putative (gene Bma-rbx-1). The record is from RefSeq and is a predicted model, not a curated record. Gene Ontology annotation, biological process: ubiquitin-dependent protein catabolic process; protein ubiquitination. The coding region runs from base 1 to 354 and encodes 117 amino acids. The transcript has 3 exons. Gene Ontology annotation, molecular function: zinc ion binding; ubiquitin protein ligase activity; cullin family protein binding. Gene Ontology annotation, cellular component: nucleus; cullin-RING ubiquitin ligase complex. NCBI's taxonomy places the organism in Eukaryota, Metazoa, Nematoda, Chromadorea, Rhabditida, Onchocercidae.